Messenger RNA from Talaromyces amestolkiae, 3288 nucleotides. RefSeq lists its product as uncharacterized. The transcript is spliced from 2 exons. Gene Ontology annotation, molecular function: ATP binding; protein kinase activity. Gene Ontology annotation, biological process: protein phosphorylation. Lineage: Eukaryota; Fungi; Ascomycota; Eurotiomycetes; Eurotiales; Trichocomaceae. The record is from RefSeq and is a predicted model, not a curated record. The coding region runs from base 1 to 3288 and encodes 1095 amino acids.
AUGGUCGCUACAUUUUCACCUCACCGUGAUGCUGGCGGCACGCUGCACCUACCUUCACCUACUGGAAUCCAUCAUGUGGAUGCCAGCUCGGCAAUAAGGCAACUGCGCCGCUCUUUGUCGCGCUCGCCUUCUAAGAGUUCUGACUUUCGGUUUUUGUCGCGCCCGCACUCUCAAACGACUCCAAACACACCCUUUAUUUCCUCCCCGCUCUCGCCGUCACGUCGUGGGAAUCUCUUUUUUGUCCCCGCGACUACAUCAAAUUUGUCGGCGGCUACUCCAGCACCUUCGAAACCGACAUUCUCAUUAACUACAGAUACCGCAGCUCUUCCAGCCACGCCUGUCGCGAUACCAUACCCCCCAAGCUCAAAAAUAACUCGCCCACUAAUGCGCAGGACUGGGUCUCUGCCAAACACGCGUCAACGUACCUCUCCAAAGAGUCCCUCAAAGAGGGUUUUGCAUCUUUCGAGUGAUCAAGGGAAUGCGACUGUUACACCACCUGUUGUGUCAUUAAUUGAGAACGAAAAUCUUCUCCAAGAGCCUAGUAUCAUAUCGUCUGAGAACUUUCAGCUCUUUUCGAGCAAUAUUUCCACAGACAACAACAGUAAUUUCACAUUCAAACCAAGCGCUAAUCGCAUUGAAAAGCGACGCAGUGGUAAUUUUGGGUCUCUGACCGCAGCAGUUAGCCCUCUGAAAAGAAGUGACGGGGCAAUGAGCCUCGACCACGCUGAAUUUGCAAGUCCCUCAGCAAAACGUCGCAGCCUUCAUAGCGUCAGUGGAACGCCCGAUUUCAGCAUAUUUGACGCGGCCGACAGCUUUUCAUUGUCGUCCAACGAAGCCUCAGACGCCAUGGCUCSCGAAACUGAACCACAACCCUUUACUUUUUCCAGUCUACCAGGAGGCAACUUUGCGACUAUCCCAAAACGCUCAUCAUCACUACGACGUUCGACACUUCAGCAACGCCAGGGUGAAAAAUCGCUCUUUAGUCGUUCGCGGCUAAUGAAUGUGGAUUUCCCAGACUCUCCGUCCCCUCCAAAGAGUCCAAUUUCCGCCAUGCAACAACGCUACCCUCUAGGCAGUGGCCUUUCAUCGACCCCUAGUCACGAAAAUCUAUUCACUCCACAAACACGACCUGCAUCAAGCAACCCACUAUUUGCGAAUAUUCAGCACGAUAUUCCCAGUACCACACCGCACGCGGCACAUCCUCUUUCUCGCACCAUCACACAGUCUUCUUCAAGCUCCAGUGUGGCCGAUGACUCACCGACACAUGAACCUAUUCACAAGAUUGAUCGUCCAAGGCCGAUAUUUAACUUCUCCAAAUCGCUGCCCGUGGGCGCCGCCAGACCAGAAGCUCCCCGCCAGUUCACGCGAGAAGAUUCCAACGCUUCCACAGACUCUUUUGCAACACCAGAGAAUUAUCGACAGGCGAAGCCAUAUGCUGCUGCAUUCAUGUCGACUGGGCUGAUAUCAAAGAAGAAUCGAAAUGUAGAGGACCUUCAGGGUUCAUUUGGCUCCAGCAAGAAUAUGCCAGACACCCCUUGCAAGCGAUCGUCAACUUUUUUGCCGUCUGCCCAGAAGGCGCUGCCUGUUCGACCAAUUUCGCGACCAAGACUAGCUCGCCAAACAUUCGUUGCGCCUUCCACCCCAUCACACAACGCGGUACCAGCUUCGGGCCCGUUUUCUCGGGGUAAUGGUGGCUUAAGCAAUGUCUUCAACCGACCUUACUCGUCACGGAGGGAUAGUUUUGUGAGUGUCGAUGGCGACGAUCGAUCAAUCUCUAAUUCCCCUUCGGCACGUCACAACAACCAGGGAGCGAUCGAUCUAGAUCUUCCCCCAACUCCAACCAAGCAAAUUUUCUCCACAAGUCACCUGAAUGGUACACCCCUCGGCGACCCAUCUGUCCAGUUGCAGAUCGAUGCUCUAGAAAGUACCACACCUUGCACCCCGAAAGACAACAACAUCUUUCCCCCGGACCCAAGUGGACUAUCGAUCUCGGCACCCAACGAAUCAGCAUUGAGCCUUGAUGAUCUGAAUGCAUCUACUAUAACUUUUCCGGCUACUCCCACUGCACCACGUGACUACUUUGCGCCAACUGGACAACGGAAAAGUAUGUCUCUGGGUGGUUUCAGUGCUAUGGAUGUUGACAGCAGCUUGACGACCCGUUUCGAUAAAGUUGAGCUCAUUGGUACUGGAGAGUUCUCGCAGGUUUAUCGCGUGUCCAACUCUCCCGAGAACUCCCAAUACAAAUCCAUAUUUUCCCUACCGUCCGCUGGUUCUACUUCUCCAUUAGCCUUGCCUGAUCGUGUCUGGGCUGUGAAGAAGUCCAAACAAGCAUUUGGUGGUCCUAAGGACCGUAGUCGGCGGAUGCGAGAAGUUGAAAUUUUGCGGGCUCUUGCCAAUUCGGACCACGUGAUUUCUUUCAUCGAUAACUGGGAAGAUCGAGGUCAUCUCUAUAUUCAGACUGAAUAUUGCGAGGAAGGCAGUCUGGAUAUCUUCCUUGCUCAAGUUGGACUCAAAGCCAGACUUGAUGAUUUUAGAAUCUGGAAAAUUCUUUUAGAAUUAUCACAGGGAUUGAAACACAUUCAUGAUUCCGGCUUCAUCCAUCUGGAUAUCAAGCCUGCUAACGUUUUGAUCACCUUUGAAGGUGUGCUCAAGAUAGGUGAUUUCGGCAUGGCUACGACAUGGCCUGCAGAGAAGCACAUUGAAGGUGAAGGCGACCGAGAGUAUAUGGGUCCAGAAGUUUUACUCGGAAUGUACGACAAMCCUGCCGAUAUUUUCGCUCUUGGUCUCAUCAUGUUUGAGAUUGCUGGAAACGUUGAGCUUCCCGACAAUGGAGUAUCAUGGCAGAAACUUAGGAAUGGCGACAUCAGUGACGUCCCAAGCCUGACAUGGAGCUCGGAAACAAGUAUAUUACGUGAUGCAUCGGGCAAUCCGUUGUCUGAGAGUUCCUCUUUUGACGAACUCUGCCGCUCUGAUCCCGCGUUCGAGGAUUCAGGUGUAGAUUUUUCCAGGUCUCGCAAUCCCAAGCCACAGUAUCUUUCCCGCAGCGGAGAGUUGAUCGAACCUCCCACUUUCAUGAUGGACUCAAACCACCAAGACUCCUUGGAUAGACUUGUCCGAUGGAUGAUCACCCCUGACCCAGCUAGCCGGCCGACGGCUGAUCAACUUCUGGAAGCAUAUGGAACGCAGUGGGCUAUGUCUCGCCGCCGCGCUGGAGCUACUGUAUUCGAAGGCAACUGGGGACCGGCAGAUGAUAUCCUUCAAGAGGACGCGGAGAUGAUUGAUGUUUGA